GGCGCGCCGCCGCGUCUCCCCGCGCAGCGCCAUGGAGCGGCCGGCGCCCCUGGCCGUGCUCCCCUUCUCGGACCCCGCGCACGCCCUGAGCCUGCUGCGCGGGCUGAGCCAGCUCCGCGCCGAGCGCAAGUUCCUGGACGUGACGCUGGAGGCGGCGGGCGGGCGCGACUUCCCGGCCCACCGCGCCGUGCUGGCGGCCGCCAGCCCCUACUUCCGCGCCAUGUUCGCCGGGCAGCUGCGCGAGAGCCGCGCGGAGCGGGUGCGCCUGCACGGCGUGCCGCCCGACAUGCUGCAGCUGCUGCUGGACUUCAGCUACACCGGCCGCGUGGCGGUGAGCGGCGACAACGCCGAGCCGCUGCUGCGCGCCGCCGACCUGCUGCAGUUCCCGGCCGUCAAGGAGGCGUGCGGCGCCUUCCUGCAGCAGCAGCUCGACCUGGCCAACUGCCUGGACAUGCAGGACUUCGCCGAGGCCUUCAGCUGCGCGGGGCUGGCCAGCGCGGCGCAGCGCUUCAUCCUGCGCCACGUGGGCGAGCUGGGCGCCGAGCAGCUGGAGCGGCUGCCGCUGGCGCGCCUGCUGCGCUACCUGCGCGACGACGGGCUCUGCGUGCCCAAGGAGGAGGCGGCCUACCAGCUGGCGCUGCGCUGGGUGCGCGCCGACCCGCCGCGCCGCGCCGCGCACUGGCCGCAGCUGCUCGAGGCCGUGCGCCUGCCCUUCGUGCGCCGCUUCUACCUGCUGGCGCACGUCGAGGCCGAGCCGCUGGUGGCGCGCUGCCCGCCCUGCCUGCGCCUGCUCCGCGAGGCGCGCGACUUCCAGGCCGCGCGCUUCGACCGCCACGACCGCGGGCCCUGCCCCCGCAUGCGCCCGCGCCCCUCCACCGGCCUCGCCGAGAUCCUCGUGCUCGUGGGCGGCUGCGACCAGGACUGCGACGAGCUGGUCACCGUCGACUGCUACAACCCGCAGACGGGACAGUGGCGCUACCUGGCCGAGUUCCCCGACCACCUGGGCGGCGGCUACAGCAUCGUGGCGCUGGGCAACGACAUCUACGUGACAGGUGGGUCGGACGGCUCCCGGCUCUACGACUGCGUGUGGAGGUACAACUCCAGCGUGAACGAGUGGACGGAGGUGGCCCCCAUGCUGAAGGCCCGGGAGUACCACAGCUCCUCCGUGCUGGACGGGCUGCUGUACGUGGUGGCCGCCGACAGCACGGAGCGCUACGACCACACCGCUGACUCCUGGGAGGCUCUGCAGCCCAUGACCUACCCCAUGGACAACUGCUCCACCACCGCCUGCCGCGGCCGGCUCUACGCCAUCGGCUCGCUGGCCGGCAAGGAGACCAUGGUGAUGCAGUGCUACCACCCGGACACCGACCUGUGGUCGCUGGUGGACUGCGGCCAGCUCCCACCCUGGUCCUUCGCGCCCAAGACUGUGACUCUGAACGGACUGAUGUACUUCGUCAGGGACGAUUCCGCUGAGGUGGACGUGUACAACCCCACGAAGAACGAAUGGGACAAGAUCCCGUCUAUGAAUCAGGUGCACGUAGGGGGCAGCCUGGCCGUGCUGGGCGGGAAACUCUACGUCUCCGGGGGAUACGACAACACGUUUGAACUCUCGGACGUGGUAGAGGCGUAUGACCCAGAGACCCGGGCCUGGAGCGUGGUGGGGCGGCUCCCGGAACCCACCUUCUGGCACGGCAGCGUCAGCAUCUUCCGACAGUUCAUGCCACAGACGCCGGUGGGUGGGCGUGGCUUCGAGCUGGACGGGGGCAGCCGUGACGUGGACGCAGGCCGACAGCGGCCGCUGCACAACCCCGAUGAGCUGCACUAGCCCCGGCCUGGCCAAGGGAGGGCCUGGAUGACGGGGACCCAGCCCCGUGUGGGGCCCAGGACUGCCGACAUGACCGGGUGCGGCCCAGGCUCUAGGGUGCCGUGUGAGCUCCAGCAUCCGUCUGCCGGGCUGCUGUGCCAUCCGAGCCCGCGUCACCGCGGGCCCACGCUGUUUGUGAAGGCCUCCCUCUCCCUUGGUCAAGAAGAGCUGCUUCCCCACGGCCCCGCGGCUCUGGCUCCCAGAGGUCUGUUGCCACCCCUGGGCCUGCCUGCCCCCGCCUGGAGCGGAGGGCAAGGCUCCUCCGGGGCGUAAGGGAUCAGGCGGAUGGCGGAUGGCGGAGGGAAGCCCAGCUCCACGUCCAGCGCUGCGCGUUCCGAGGCCAGCUCCCCUGGCAGAGGAGCGGCUGCCUGCCUAGCAUCUCACCCCGCCAGGAUCCGAGGAUCCGACGAGGCGGGCUUCCUCGAGGUGUGAAGGCAGAGUGCGCUUCAUCCAGAGGACGCAGCCAUGGCACACGCUGGCUACUCCCCGCCUCCCACCGGCCGGUAGAGCGGCCAGCGAUGUGCAGUGUGCGUCGUCACGGCGGGGUUGGAACCCCUCGCUGGGAGGCCUGCAGUUGAAGUUGUGGACCCUGUAAGGAGGUGGGGAGUCGAGGCAGGGACAGGACUUGGUCUGGUUUUCAGAUCCCUGCAGUGCCCUCGCCAGAGCUCUCUGCCCAGUGGGGAAAUUCUUUCCUUUUCCUAGAGACCCAGCCGGUACAGGCGAGGUCGCCCUAGAAGCCUCCCGGCCUUGCCGGGCGCCCGGCGGGGCUGCUGAGCAGCGGGGCUGCCCGGUGCUGUGUUCUGCGCCAUGCGCAGCAGGUGGCGCCAUCGUGGGACGAGGGGGGCGGCCCUGUCUUCUUUGGAUUCCUGGCCAAGUGGACCCCCAAGCGCGUUCACCCGCCCCCCCCCCCCAGCCCGUGGCUGCUACCCGGCUUUGUGCGGGUCUGCUGAGGGCGCAGAGGGUGUGGGUGCCCCGUGGGUUUGCCUCCCCUCCCGUGGCCGGGCCGGGCCCUGAGCCUGUCACACGGCUCGGAACCAGAGGUGUGCACUGGCCCGUCCGCCGGUCACACAGCAGCCAGGUUGUCGGACAGACCGGGGGAGUCUUGCGAGUCCAGCUUUACCAUGAUGGCAGCCCGUGGUCGCGUAGGGGCCUGUGCAGAAGGGACAGCCUGGAGUCUGCAUCCCUCUCUGCCCAGGCUACCACCAGGACCGUCCCCCACACAGCAGGACUCCCCGGCUGGGGGCCUGGCCCCGAUUCUGGGGUCGGCUUCCCUGUCGCUACCACGCACUGGCGUCGGCACCGACCUCGGAGCCGGUGCUGAGGGGGUUUUCAGGUGACCUGCACGGAACCUUUACCUGCCGAGGUAAAUUAUGAAAAUCCAGUAACGAGUAUUUAAUGCCUUUCUGCGAGGCUCUCUGUAUUUAUGACUCCAGAGACUGGUGUCAGGAAGGCACUCCCCCUGUGACCGCCACAAGGGGGCAGGCGUGUGGAUUGGUUUUGGUCUGUUCUGUAGGCUCACGUGCCCAGUGUCCUGUCUCAGGGCGUUAGGAUGCCUUCGAUACUUUUUGAAAUAAAAACAUUUCCUA
Molecule: messenger RNA, 3450 nt
Organism: Perognathus longimembris pacificus (Pacific pocket mouse)
Lineage: Eukaryota; Metazoa; Chordata; Mammalia; Rodentia; Heteromyidae
Gene: Klhl21
Product: kelch like family member 21
Exons: 4
Coding region: 32-1825 (597 amino acids)
Biological process (GO): protein ubiquitination
Molecular function (GO): protein binding
Source: RefSeq, a predicted model, not a curated record